CUGCAAAUUGACCUCAUUGGAAGAGCCAUCAUCGCCGCUCCGAUUGACCCUCUGGAGGGGCGAAAAAGAUUCUGCGGUCGACUGCGUGUUUCUGAUCUAAUGACAGCUAAACUCGCAAUCCCACAAAAGCUGCGACCAGAGGCUGGCUCAGAUAGUUGUCCAAGCGUACGUGUUCUCGCUCCGAAUGACAAGUUUCGAUGCUGUUGUUGCCAAGCCAGCGGAAUCAAGCCUUGCCUAGGCAACAGUAAAUUGAGUGGUAUAGGAGAAAGCUGGUCUAUCUGUGGCGGUCAGUCUGUCAAACAGAGAAGCCGGUUCUCAGAAGCAAUACCGCUGGUGGUCGUCAAUGACGAGUUGUAUUGCUCUUCUUCGCGUCGAUUGCUCGGAAAAAGAGAUUACCUCGGAAACAACGUCACCAUGAAUUUUCCAGUAAAGCCAAUCGACAGCUGGUCAAGAGGAAUCCGACGUCGUCUUUUGGUGGAACCGACUUUCGAAUAUCUGUACUACUUAUUUGUUACUCAGAUCGACCUUUGCAGCGUACUUCCAUCAUAA
Protopolystoma xenopodis is the source of this 549-nucleotide messenger RNA. The record is from the annotation of a GenBank genome assembly. NCBI's taxonomy places the organism in Eukaryota, Metazoa, Platyhelminthes, Monogenea, Polystomatidea, Polystomatidae.